AUGGCGGAUGCCGGCAGCAGCGCCGCCGCAGCGAGGAGGGGCCCGUCGUCGUCCUCGCGCGGGUGCGCGCCGGCGCUGGGGCGGCUCGUGCGGAAGCUGCGGCGGCAGAGCAGGCUGCUGUGCGCGGCGCGCCACGCCUCCGCGUCGUCGUCCGCGCGGUGCUGCCACCAGUACGACCCGCUCAGCUACUCGCGCAACUUCGACUUCGGCACCGCGCUGGACGGCAACGAGGCCUGCUCCUUCGCCUCCCGCUUCGUGCUCGCCGCCUCCACCGCCGUGCGGCAGCCGCAGUAG
This is a messenger RNA of Miscanthus lutarioriparius, 294 nucleotides long. The record is from the annotation of a GenBank genome assembly. NCBI's taxonomy places the organism in Eukaryota, Viridiplantae, Streptophyta, Magnoliopsida, Poales, Poaceae.